Messenger RNA from Cuscuta epithymum, 2895 nucleotides. Lineage: Eukaryota; Viridiplantae; Streptophyta; Magnoliopsida; Solanales; Convolvulaceae. The record is from the annotation of a GenBank genome assembly.
CUCUGCACUCCUCUAUAUAUAUAGCCCUCCACCGCCAACACCUUCGUCUACUAAAACAGAAACCUCACUCCAUUUUCAUUUUCUUCACUCCAUUUUCUUCGACCACAAAAGCUUCAGGAAUUGAAAUGGCAAAUGAUCAAGACCCUUUCACUGGUGCUUCUUCAUCCUCACAGAAGCUGCCUGACGACAUGUACCUCGUGGGCUUCGUGACGGCCAACAUUUUGUGCCUCAGAGGCUAUGCCGGCGGUGUCAUCAGCGGAGAAAUGGUGAACCUUGUCCGUCAACCCGUCAACGCUAUCCAAGUGUUCAACCUUCUCAACGAAGAGGUCGGCCACAUCGAGUCCUCCGCUGCCCGAGUCUUAUCUCCUCUCAUGGACGCUAGGAUUAUCAUGAUCCAAGGUGUUAUUCCAAAGAUGUAUUGGGAAGGAUACACCUAUGAGGAGGUCCCAUGCCAAAUUCACAUCUUUACCACCAUAUCCGCAUCCAUAACUGUCAAAUCCAUGAUUCAAACUGCUAGGUUGCACUUCAUUUCUGCAAAUGACCCUUCUAUGGCUUUAUCAGAGUUACCCAUUGUGAAAGAACAUGUGGAUGCAGCUGUGAGGAGAAGCGUGGAUGAGAUUUUUAAGGUUCUCCGUGAGAAGAAAGCUUUGGGGACAUUAGACCCUCCAAAUGCCAUCAUAAAGUCUGAACUUCUUCCACAUCAGAAGGAAGGAUUAUGGUGGCUAGUCCAGCAGGAGAAAGCCAAAUAUUUGCCUCCUUGCUGGGAGGAAAUAGAUGGGCAUUUUGUCAACGCAUUGGCGAAUUACAGUACCGAGAGCUGUCCUGAUCCUAUCCGGGGUGGGAUCUUCGCAGACGAAAUGGGUUUGGGUAAAAUUCUCACUAUUCUUUCACUGAUUGCGUUGGAUAAAUUUGAAGAUUUGGAGCAAACGGAAGGUAUACCCAUUUUUUCUAUUGGUGAAAUCUCUGAGAGUGGGAGAGCUAGCCAUGAGACCAUGCAAGAUAUGUGUUUUAACAUGGUCUGUUCUUCACAUACGAGAACGACUUUGGUUGUGUGUCCGCCAGCUGUGUUGUCAGUGUGGAUGACACAGUUAGAAGAGCACACUACAGUUGGUUCUUUGAAGGUGUACAUGUAUUAUGGCAGUAAGAGGACUAAAGAUGCCAACGCCCUUCAACAAUAUGAUUUGGUUUUGACAACUUAUAACAUUGUGGCUAAAGAAUAUGAGUUGUUGGACUCACCAAUGAAAAUGAUAGAGUGGUGGAGAGUUGUUCUCGACGAGGCACACGUGAUUAAGAAUUCAGAUUCUAAGCAGAGCCAGGCCGUUAACAACUUAAAAGCCAAACGGAGGUGGGUUGUGACUGGGACUCCAGUUCAGAAUAGCCCACUUGAUUUGUAUGCUUUUAUGGCGUUUCUUAAGGUUGAGCCUUUUUCUAUCAAGAACUUCUGGAAUACUUUGAUACAACGCCCCCUUUUACGUGGAGAUCAGAUGGGAUUUUUACGGCUUCAGGCUCUAAUGGACACAAUGUCAUUGAGAAGAACAAAAGAUAAAACACUGGUUGGAUUGCCAACAAAAAUUAUAUGGACAUAUUAUGUGGAUCUGUCUGAUGCAGAAAGGGAAAUUUAUGAUCAGAUGGAAUUUAAAGCAAAGCAAAUUAUUCAGAACUAUAUUCAUGAGGAAAGUUCAAUGAAGAAUUAUUGGACUGUACUGAGCGCACUUGUGCGCCUUCGACAAAUAUGUGCAGAUGUGUCCCUGGUUCCCGCGGAGCUUCGAGAUUUACUUCCAUCAUCUCAAAUUGGAGAUGUACAGAACAACCCACAACUGCUCCCUAAGGUGGUGAUGGCACUACAAGAUGAUGAUGACAUUAACUGCCCAAUUUGCAUAUCACACCCAAAAGACACAGUCAUUACAUGCUGUGCUCAUAUCUUUUGCAAGAUGUGCAUCCUCACGACACUCCAGGAAAACAACCGAAGCUGCCCAAUUUGUCGCCAUCCGCUCACGGAGUCCGACCUCUUCUUCGCACCAUCACAGGCUGCUCCCGCAUCAGACCGUGAAGGAAACGGCCCAUCCACAAAAGCCACUGCCCUUCUAAAACUUCUCCUCACAGAACGGGAGCUGGACCCGACAGCAAAAUCAAUAGUGUUCUCGCAGUUUAGCAGGAUGUUGCAUUUACUUGAAGAGCCACUGAAAGCUGCAGGUUUGAAGAUACAGCGGUUGGACGGGUCGAUGAACGCAAACAAACGGGCCCAAGUGAUAAGGGAAUUCAGUAUCCCGGCACCCGAAGGAGCCACGGUCCUACUUGCAAGCCUUAAGUCAUCGGGAGUUGGAGUAAACCUCACAAUGGCUUCAAGUGUUUACUUGUUUGAUCCGUGGUGGAACCCGGCGGUCGAGGAGCAGGCCAUGGACCGUGUGCAUAGGAUUGGCCAAAGGAAGGAGGUGAGAAUUGUGAGGAUGAUUGCACUUGACACCAUUGAGGAAAGGAUAUUGCGGCUGCAAGAAACGAAGAAAAGUUUGACUCGGGAAGUUUUCAUGAAGAAGCAAAGCUCCCAAGAUCAAAGAGAUAUAAGCACAGAUGACCUCAUUAGCUUGAUGCAGUUGUGAUUCAAACUGUUGAAUCAAAAGAAGUUUGAUGAAUGAAUUGAAGCAUCACAUUGGACAAGUCGCAUACAUGGUAAAACCUCUUCUUAGCUUCUUCCUCACUGCCAACAACUUUGGCUAGGAUUAUGAUUGAUGGUUUUCAACGCCUAUAUUGUGUGUAAAAAUGUCUCAAUGAGUUUUUUUUUGAAGAAAUGAAACUCAGCUGUAAACUAAUGUAGCAGUUUUGUAGAGUUAGAAGUAUUAACUUCAAAUUUGGUAAUUGAUCAUAAUAAUUUUUUCUUGUGAGCAACAGUUAAAUUCU